UAAAAACCUCUCAAAUUAUCAUUGAUUUGGAGGACACUCAAAGUAAAUGAUUUUAGAAGAAAGAUGUCAAAGCAUAAAUAACCUUCGGCAAACGCCAGUGAAAAACUCAAGUACGUCUUCUAUCUAUAAUAACAUCAAAUAACAUCAAGCAUAUUUUAAUGCUGUUGAUAGAAAUACCAUAUAUUGUAUUUCUAUUAAGAUAGGAGAAAGAAAAUUUUUUAAUUCCUUUGGAAAAAUACUAAUAUUUAGAUACGUAUUAAUAUGUUUUCCGUGGUUUGGAUGUUAUAUUCGCUUAAAAGUUUGCUUAGACUCUCUAAUUAGAAUGGAAUUAUGAUUUCUAUUCUUAACAAAGAUAUCUAUUUUCCAGGUUCCCAGGAGAUCCUCUCAGGUUGAUGAUUUCAAUCCUUUUCGUUCAUCACCGGAAGGGGAAGCUCUUAUGGUCUCCAACUCACAAUGCCAGCGAUGCCUAAUAUCUAUUACCGCAACAUUAGCCAUGGUCAUAGUCGGUUCAGUCAACGGAUGGACAACGAUUUCUCUUUAUUAUCUAAUAACCGGUAUCGGCGGCGUGCCGCUGACGAUAACACACGACGAAUCUUCAUGGGUGGUUUCUUUGACAGUACUUGGUUCAAUGAUCGGUUCACUUGUGGCUGCACAGUUGGCCGCCCGUAGCGGUUCUAACAUCUGCCUCGUAUUAUGCAACUCAAUGUUCACCUUAGGCUGGUUCAUCACCUACGACGCAACUUCCGUGCCAAUGCUAUACCUUGCUCGGGUGAUUCUCGGUAUAGGCGUUGGUAUUGCCCACACGAUAAAUCCCAUGUACGUGUCAGAAGUCGCCAACAGGAACCUCAGAGGCGCCCUAGGUACUCUAAUUGCAAUCAACGCAUUAAAGGGGUCACUGCUAACCUGUACCCUAGGACUUUUUCUGACGUACAAGUCACUCCUCACGGUUCUUGUAAUAAUAUCUUUUAUAUCUCUCUUCUCGAACACGUGUUUCCCCGAAACUCCGUAUUUCUUGUUGGCAAAAGGUCGAAAGCAGCAAGCACGUAAGUCGAUAGCAUAUUACAAAGGCAUCGCAGAUCCUCACAGAGUGGAAUUCGAACUACAUCCUCAAUGCGCACAAACCAGACACGAAUUACUCCAACAAUCCACGAGCGAUUUACACUCAGAAUCAAGAAGCAAUUUACCCUCACAAUCCACAUGCGAAGCACACUUGGACCCCAUACGGGAAGUAGACAUAGAAGCCACGUCCGAUUUACACUUACCAUCCAGUAGCGACUCACAUGCACAAUCCAUAUCCUCAGUACACUCAACAGUCAUAUGCGAAGUACACACACAACCCACGGGCGAAUCACGCGUAGAAUACUCGCGCGACUCGCCCAGAUUACCACCCCAAACCUCGCGCGAAUUACAUUCACAAUCCACAAGCGACUUACACCGACCAACCACAAGCCAAGUACACAGGCCCUCGACAAGCGAAAUACACCCAGAAGCAACAAGCGAAAUACACCCAGAAACCACAAGUGAAAUACAUCCAGAAACCACAAGCGAAAUACACCCAGAAGCAACAAGCGAAAUACACCCAGAAACCACAAGCGAAAUACACCGACCAUCCACAAGCGAAAUACUCCGACCAUCCACAAGCGAAGUACACCGACCAUCCACAGGCGAAGUACACCGACCAUCCACAAGCGAAGUACACCGACCAUCCACAAGCGAAGUACACCGACCAUCCACAAGCGAAGUACACCGACCAUCCACAAGCGAAGUACACCGACCAUCCACAAGCGAAGUACACCGACCAUCCACAAGCGAAGUACACCGACCAUCCACAAGCGAAGUACACCGACCAUCCACAAGCGAAGUACACCGACCAUCCACAAGCGAAGUACACCGACCAUCCACAAGCGAAGUACACCGACCAUCCACAAGCGAAGUACACCGACCAUCCACAAGCGAAGUACACUCAGACGACUCAGACGAAAUGCUCCCAGACCGCACAUGCGAAAUACUAUCAGGAUCCAAUGAGUAUUUACGCAAAUGGGCUGACAUAGAUGAGAUACACGUAGAUUUCACUAAAUAUAACUGGUCAACCAAGUUGCGAGCAAUACUACAACGAAGCAACAGGAAAGCUCUGUUUAUCAUGCUUGGCUUGACCAUGGCACAACACCUUAGCGGAAACUACAUCACUACGCAGUAUCUGAAAGUGUUGCUCAGCAAAACAGCGAUCGCUCUCAAUCCAUACAAAACGACGCUUGCGAUCCACAUUAUCAGCAUUCUAUCUGGCGGAUUCACCAUCGCAACAGUGGAAUAUCUUGGAAGAAGAACACUUUUGAUUAUGUCUACGCUUGGAACGUGUUGUCCAUUGAUUAUUUUAGCAAAUUAUCUUCUCCUAGUUGAACAUAAGUUUGACGUUUCCAUCAGCUCUAUUCCCAUAUCCAACUUAGUUACACAGCAAAUAAUGUUUCAAAUUGGUUUAGGUACGUUACCCAAUGUUCUCCGAUGCGAAUUAUUUCCUGCGGAACUAAGAGGCUUUGUUGGUGCCAUCAUUGUGAUUUUCGAUGGUAUAAUUGGUUUUACGGUGUCGAAACUGUAUCAAGUGAUUACUAAUAAUAUAGGAUCGUAUGCGAAUUACAUGAUCUUCGGGGCAUCAUGCUGUUUGGCAUUUAUGAUGGUGAUCAUAUGGAUACCGGAAACGAAAGGAAAAACAUAUCGCGAGAUUGAAGCGCUUCUAUUUGGUGAAAAUUUUAAUUCUUUGAAUGAAGAAGUUAGCAACGAUGAAAUGGAUACUCGUAGAAUAUGACAGGAAAAAUUGCACUGUACAUCCAUGGCACGGUGUCUACUUACUCGGAAUAUUUUAUUUCUCAUUUUUAUUAGUAUAGCGACAAAGAUUUUCAAUUUUAUCACGAUAUGCAAUUUCUGUAGUAACGGAGUUUUAUACGUUUCUAAGUGUAAUUUUAGAAAUGUGUCUAACAAAGCUGAUGGUCAUUUACAAACAUAUGCAUCGCAUAAAUUGACUUGCAUUGAACUUAGAGGAACACAUGUUCUCAAACUAAACUUUUUAUCCAUUUCAUAACACGAAAAAUAUCAAUUAACUCGAAAUAAUUGAACAACAGUUUGCAAAAGUAAGAAAAGUAAUAUAUUAAAGAAUGACAAGGUGACAUAAUACUGACAAGAACAAUUUUUAAUAUCACAGCUGUUACCUAUGCUGUUAUUUUUUGUGUUGCAAUAUAUAACAUAUGUAUAUCACAUAUACAUAUGCUAAUAUUGUCACAAUAAACAGCAGGUAUGCUGAAAAAGUCAGUAUUUAUGGUGAAAUUAAUAUAAUAUAAUUAACAUAACA
Messenger RNA from Bombus huntii, 3340 nucleotides. Its product is annotated as facilitated trehalose transporter Tret1-2 homolog. Gene Ontology annotation, molecular function: transmembrane transporter activity. The transcript has 3 exons. The record is from RefSeq and is a predicted model, not a curated record. Gene Ontology annotation, biological process: transmembrane transport. NCBI's taxonomy places the organism in Eukaryota, Metazoa, Arthropoda, Insecta, Hymenoptera, Apidae. Gene Ontology annotation, cellular component: membrane. The coding region runs from base 437 to 2800 and encodes 787 amino acids.